AUGCCGACCAAGCCCAAGCCUGACCCACGGGAGUUGUUCUUGAUCGUCGGUCAGAGUAUAGAUGUUGUAAAAUUGCUGAUGCUAUGCGGGGACGUUGAGGUAAACCCCGGUCCUGAUACGCCUAACAAGCAGCUUGAUGAAAUGUGCAAACCGCUUCAAGAUGGUCAAUCUAAACUACUAAUGGUUGUAAAUGAAAUCAAAACAAAUCAACAGCAGUUGGAAGACAAAAUCACUGGCAUCUCCAACCGACUCCAGAAUGUGGAAACUAAGACUAAUGCUCUUGAUAGACUGGAUUGUGAAGUACGCACUACACAUCAGGUUCUAGAAGAAGUUAAAAAAAAUGCAUUCUUGCGUGCUAGACUUGACGACCUUGAAGAUCGGUUUCGGCGAUACAAUCUGAUCUUUCAUGGCAUAGAUGACUCGCCCUCAGAGACCUGGGCCCAAUCUGAGCAAAAAGUACACUCGCUGCUUUCUAAUGUCCCUGAGCUGAGCAUUUCUGAUGAGGGAAUCACUCGCGCGCACCGACUUGGGACUUUUUCUCGAAAUAAGUGUCGAUCAGUAAUAGUAAAAUUUGUUUCAUCCAAAACUAGAGAGAGUAUCCUCUUGGCAAAAGCUAAACUAAAAACAUGGAACGUCUCCUUCAAUGAAGACUUCGCACCAGCCACACGUUAUACAUGCAAGAAGUUGUUUGAUUUCGCAAAAUCUCAGAGUCCCGAUAGUAUAUUUAAGAUAAGGUACAACAGGCUUCACCUAAACAAGAAGUGUUACGCCUACUGCAGUACGAGUGACGAAGUUUAUGAAAUUUCUAGUGCUACCAGUGCUACUAAUAGAGGUGCCGAGUCACUCCAAUCGCAACACGUGCAAGAAUCAGCAACGUCAUAACAAUCGUGCACUCUUCCAGUCAAAGAUU
Molecule: messenger RNA, 910 nt
Organism: Ixodes scapularis (black-legged tick)
Lineage: Eukaryota; Metazoa; Arthropoda; Arachnida; Ixodida; Ixodidae
Exons: 2
Coding region: 1-882 (293 amino acids)
Biological process (GO): retrotransposition
Cellular component (GO): ribonucleoprotein complex
Molecular function (GO): single-stranded RNA binding
Source: RefSeq, a predicted model, not a curated record